AUGGCCCCAUCAGCAGUGAGCAUGGUGUUUACGGUGGAGAACGCUAAAUCACCGAAUUCGCUGGAAAAAGGACAAAAGCCCCCGGAUGGACAUAGCUUCGACGAGGCACUGGAGCUGGCCGGGUUCGGCAAGGUGCAGAUAGUUCUAUCCAUCCUUGCCGGACUUGGCAUGAUGGCCUCGAUCAACGAAGCGAUGGGAAUGAGCAUCAUCUUACCGGCCUCCCAGUGUGAUCUUGAUCUGGAUGCUGGGGAGAAGGGAAUCGUUGGUGGUGCAGUGUUUCUUGGUACAAUGUUUUCGUCCUAUUUCUGGGGCUAUCUGGCUGAUACGAGGGGCCGCCAGCUGAUCCUGAAGUAUGCACUGUUUGCGACUUCGUUCUUUGGUGCGAUCUCGUGCCUUGCGACUGGAUUCGAAUCAUUGUUGGUGCUCCGGUUUCUAACAGGUGUUUGCGUGGCCGCUCCAGCCUCUACGGUGUAUGCUUACCUCGGGGAGUUUACUACACCGAGCAGACGCAGUCAAAUGCUGUCGUUUGCCUCCGUUUGGGGAGGUGUCGGAAUUGUCUAUGUGUCAUUGGUCGGUUGGUGGAUACUUUCGUACGAUUGGGUUUUCGUCAUUAGUGAUUCGUUUGAAUUCAAACCAUGGCGCUUGUUGUUCAUUGUCAACACGUUGCCCGCCUUCUUGAAUGGAAUCGCCUUCUGCUUCUGUCCCGAGAGUCCUAAGUUCCUAGUGUCCCGAGGUCGCAAUGAGGAAGCUCUGGAAAUUUUGAAGAAGGUUUACAAGAUCAACAAUGGCACUGACAAUGCAGAUGGAUAUGAAGUGACGACUCUUCGGCUAGAUCCGGAAGAUGCGAUAGCUCGAGAACAGAAUGGAGACGCUUCUGUAGGACUGUUCCGAUCGAUGGUACAGCAGACCUUACCGAUUGUGAAGCUUCCAUAUCUGGUGUACUUCAUCAUAUGCUGCGUCCACAACAUUGGAGCAUUCGCUAUUUACGGAGGUCUUGGACUUUGGUUCCCCGAAAUUAUGAAUCAAGUAUUCUCCCAGCAGGCCACACACGAGGACAGGAAAGUCUGCACGAUACUGCAGCGGAACGACACGCUACCGGUUGUGACAGAGCUGGAAAUCUGUGACGAUGAAGUCAAGAUCGAAACGUUCCUCUACACGCUGCUGCUCGGUGUCAUCGGAUGCAUAUACGCACUGAUCACGUCGGCCGUGCUGGGUAGAAUCGAUCAGAAAGUGAUGAUGGUAUUUAACUGCAUCGUAGCCGGAGUGUCCGGCAUUGCGCUCCAAUUCAUCGCCAACACGUACGCAGUGGCAAUACUAUUCUGUCUCGAGAUAGUAUUCGCCGGCUACUGUGUGCUGCUGGUGAACGCUAACGUGGUGGCUAUUUUUCCCACGAACGUAAGAGCGAUGGCAGUUGCGCUAACGAACAUGAUUGGGCGGUUAAGCUGCUUCGUAGCGAGUGCUGUGAUCGGGCUGCUGAUCCUAGAGAACUGUCCAGUCACGUUUUACAUGCUCUCCGGGUUGCUGUUUCUAUGUGCGGGUCUUACAUUUUUGCUGCCGAAAAAAUGA
Messenger RNA from Anopheles marshallii, 1566 nucleotides. Its product is annotated as synaptic vesicle glycoprotein 2B-like. Lineage: Eukaryota; Metazoa; Arthropoda; Insecta; Diptera; Culicidae. Gene Ontology annotation, biological process: transmembrane transport. The coding region runs from base 1 to 1566 and encodes 521 amino acids. The record is from RefSeq and is a predicted model, not a curated record. Gene Ontology annotation, molecular function: transmembrane transporter activity. The transcript is spliced from 5 exons.